AUGGCAGAUGAAGAAUAUGGAGUGAAGAUUGUGUCAGUGACAGAAGGAGAUUCGGUAACUCUACACAGUGAUGUUAUCGAGGUACGACGUUAUAUGCGUCAUAUAGAAUGGAGGAGGUUGGGACCAGAAAAUACUCCCAUAGCUAUCGGCAUCCAUCAGCGUAAUGAGAUGACAUAUAUUAGAUAUUAUUAUGAUGAGAGAUUCAGAGACAGACUACAGAUGGACAAUCAAACUGGAUCCCUGACCAUCAGGCACAUCAGAACCACAGACUCUGGACUUUAUCAAAUGAACAGUCGAUUCUCAAGCGAAUUAUUCAAUGUUACUGUCUAUGUAUUUCACCUUAUUCUCUCAUGUUUUCCAGUUCGUCUUCCCAUUCCUGUCAUCACCAGAGACUAUGCAUGUUCUUCAUCAUCAGGAUCAUCACAGCAGAACUGUUCAUUGGUGUGUUCAGUGGUGAAUGUGGGUCAUGUGACUCUCUCCUGGUACAAAGGAAACAGUUUAUUGUCCAGCAUCAGUGUGUCUGAUCUCAACAACAAUCUCUCUCUAAAUCUGGAGAUCGAGUGUCUGGAUGAAUCCUACAGCUGUGUAUUGAACAAUCCCAUCAGCAAUCAAACUAAACCUCUCAACAGCACUGAACUCUGUCAACCAUGUCCAGACCGCAUCCACUGUUGCCAUUUCACCGAAGCUGUGAUUCGAUUGGUCAUCUCUGCUGUGGUGGGCGUGGCUACUAUUGCCAUAAUGGUUUAUGACAUCAGAUCCAGAAGAGAUGAAAAGAAACUGACAUCACAAUCAGUCCUCGAAUAAAGAACCUUGGAUGAAUAGUUCUUUAGUUCUAGUCAAAAGUCAUGGAAACUCAUUGGACAAAAAGA
This is a messenger RNA of Sinocyclocheilus anshuiensis, 869 nucleotides long. Its product is annotated as SLAM family member 9-like. Bases 1 to 804 code for a protein of 267 amino acids. The record is from RefSeq and is a predicted model, not a curated record. Lineage: Eukaryota; Metazoa; Chordata; Actinopteri; Cypriniformes; Cyprinidae. The transcript is spliced from 4 exons.